UCCGCGCCUCCGUCCCCUGUGCCGCCCUUCUCUGUUUCCCUCCUCCUUGCUGCCGCCGCGGCCGCCCCCACACCGCCUCCGGGAUGAAGAACCCGGACUUCGCCGCCGACAAAGCGCUCGCCAAGGACUUCCUGUCCAACUUCGCUGACCCGCGCGGCGAGCCCAAGUACCUGAACAUCCUGCAAGAUGUCGCCAAUCGGAAGAUCCGGGCGGUCCAGAUUGAGCUGGACGACCUGUUCCAUUAUAAAGAUGUGGAUGAGGAGUUCUUGCAGCGGGUCACCGAGAACACGCGGCGCUACAUCGGUAUUUUCUCAGAGGCCAUGGAUGAGCUCAUGCCCGAGCCCACGGAGGCAUACACCGUGGAUGAGGACCGGGACAUCCUGAUGACGCAGCGUGUGGAUGAAGGGGCAGACGGUGGCGCCGACGGCACUGACCCACUCCAGAGGAUGCCACCGGAGAUCAAACGAUUCUUUGAGGUUUACAUCAAGGCAUUCUCAAAGGUGACUCCACUCACCAUAAGGCAAGUGAAGGCAUCCAACAUCGGGCAGCUUGUGAAAAUAUCUGGAAUUGUGACUCGCUGCUCGGAUGUGAAGCCCCUGAUGCAGGUUGCUGUUUAUACAUGUGAAGAAUGUGGUUUUGAGAUAUACCAGGAAGUGACUGCUAGAGUCUUUAUGCCUCUCUUUGAGUGCCCAUCUCAAAGAUGCAAGCUGAAUAAAGCAAAGGGGAAUCUAAUCCUUCAACUGCGAGCAUCAAAGUUUUUGAAAUUUCAGGAGGUGAAGCUUCAAGAGUUAGCAGAGCAUGUACCAAAGGGCCACAUCCCUCGUUCUCUGACUGUUCAUCUAAGAGGAGAGCUGACUAGAAAGGUUGCACCUGGAGAUGUGGUUGAGAUGUCAGGCAUUUUUCUUCCCAUGCCAUACUAUGGAUUCAGAGCGAUGCGUGCAGGAUUAGUUGCUGAUACUUACUUGGAAGCAAUGUCUGUCACGCAUUUCAAGAAAAAAUAUGAAGAAUAUGAACUUAAAGGUGAUGAACAAGAACAAAUUGAUAGAUUGGCUGAGGAUGGUGAUAUCUACAGUAAGUUGGCAAGGUCCCUGGCACCUGAAAUAUUUGGCCAUGAAGACGUAAAGAAAGCACUGCUGCUGCUGCUUGUUGGCGCACCCCAUAGGAAGCUCGGAGAUGGCAUGAAGAUCAGAGGAGACCUGCACAUAUGCUUGAUGGGAGAUCCUGGUGUUGCAAAGAGUCAACUUCUGAAGCAUAUCAUAAAUGUUGCUCCAAGAGGAGUGUAUACCACUGGACGUGGGAGCAGUGGUGUUGGUCUUACUGCUGCUGUCCAGAAAGAUCCAAUUACUAGUGAGUUUGUCCUCGAGGGUGGAGCACUGGUGCUAGCAGAUAUGGGUAUUUGCGCGAUAGAUGAGUUUGACAAGAUGGAAGAGUCAGACAGGACAGCAAUUCACGAGGUGAUGGAGCAGCAGACAGUUAGCAUUGCCAAGGCUGGCAUCACCACCUCUCUCAAUGCAAGAACUGCAAUCCUGGCUGCUGCAAAUCCAGCAUGGGGAAGGUAUGACAUGAGGAGGUCUCCAGCUGAAAACAUAAAUCUGCCUCCAGCACUUCUGUCUCGUUUUGACCUCCUUUGGUUGAUCCUGGAUCGAGCAGACAUGGAAAGUGAUCUUGAAAUGGCAAGACACGUUGUUCAUGUGCACCAAAAUCUUGAAUCACCAGCACUAGGUUUCACACCACUUGAACCACCGGUUCUUAGAGCCUACAUAUCUGCUGCGAGAAGAGUCAUCCCUUCUGUUCCUCGAGAGCUCGAGGAAUACAUCGCAACUGCAUAUUCCAGCAUCCGCCAAGAGGAAGCAAAGUCAAAUGCACCAACCUCCUACACAACUAUCAGAACACUCCUCAGUAUACUCCGCAUUUCUAUUGCCUUAGCAAGGCUUAGAUUUUCAGAAACUGUGGCUCAGAGCGAUGUCGAUGAAGCACUGCGACUGAUGCAGAUGUCCAAGUACUCAUUAUACUCAGAUGACCGCCAGCGGUCUGGCCUAGAUGCGAUUUCUGACAUAUAUUCCAUCCUGAGAGAUGAAGCGGCCAGGACGAGCAGCAUGGAUGUGAGAUAUGCUCAUGCUCUUAACUUGAUCUCCAGAAAGGGAUAUAGUGAGGCUCAAUUGAAGGAGUGCUUGGAGGAAUAUGCAUCCCUGAAUGUGUGGCAGAUCCAUCCGAACACCUUCGACAUCCACUUCAUUGACGCCUGAUGAGAAGCUGAACCCAGUCACCUAACAUUCCAUCAUGAGCGAAAGGAUGGAAUAUCAAGAGUUGGUGCUUUCAAAUUUGUGACCAGAGUGAUGAACACCAUUGAUAGAGCCCUAACAAGAUCGAAUAGUUCUAGUGAUAGUGAACAACAAACCAUCUCAUGAUAUCAAUGAUGUAAUGCUGGGCUUAAAGCCUGUGAGAAUUGUACCAGUAGAGCCAUUGUUCUUGUCCACCUAAUGAGUAGCCUAGUGCUUUUUUUCUUCUUGCAAUCUCCUUGUUUGACACUGAAGUGUAUGAAACAUGAAAGCCUUACUGUCUCUGUUAAGGUUUUGGUUGCCAA
Molecule: messenger RNA, 2584 nt
Organism: Panicum hallii
Lineage: Eukaryota; Viridiplantae; Streptophyta; Magnoliopsida; Poales; Poaceae
Product: DNA replication licensing factor MCM7
Exons: 15
Coding region: 84-2246 (720 amino acids)
Biological process (GO): DNA replication; DNA strand elongation involved in DNA replication; double-strand break repair via break-induced replication
Cellular component (GO): nucleus; MCM complex
Molecular function (GO): single-stranded DNA helicase activity; single-stranded DNA binding; ATP binding
Source: RefSeq, a predicted model, not a curated record